CCGAGCUCAGAGGCGGUGUAACCAACCCAACAAAUUACUGGCAUAUAUGUUCAUUAAAGCCCCGACGAACCGCUCCGAGAGGUUGCACACAUCCCAAAGUUUUCUAGAUCAUGGACCCAAACAGCAGUGGUAUUUCUCAGAGGUUGGCUGAGGCAGGUCAGUCUCACCUCCUGCAAUUCUGGGAUGUGCUGAGCCCUGAUGAGAAGGCAGAGUUGACUCUUGACCUUCAAGGAAUGGACUUUAAAGAGAUAAAUGGCUUUUUUAAAAGUGCCAUGAAGAUGUCCAGCAACAGCAAGGAUGAGAAGAUGGAUGCACGGAUGGAGCCUGUUCCGCGGGAUGUUCUGGGGAGUGUGACCAGAGACCGGGACAGCCUUCGAGAAUGGGAGGCGGCAGGUUUACUGUGCAUCUCUCAGAACAAAGUUGCUGCGCUGCUGCUGGCUGGAGGCCAGGGGACCCGGCUGGGAGUCUCUUACCCCAAAGGCAUGUACGACGUUGGGCUGCCAUCCCACAAAACACUUUUUCAGAUCCAGGCCGAGCGCAUUUUAAAGUUGCAGGAGCUGGCUGAGAAAAAGCACAAGACAAAGUGCAGUAUACCAUGGUAUAUCAUGACCAGUGGCAGGACAAUGGAGUCUACGAAAGAGUUCUUCUCACAUCAUAAUUACUUUGGCUUGGACCAGAAAAAUGUCGUCUUCUUUCAGCAGGGCAUGUUACCUGCCAUGGACUAUAAUGGCAAAAUUAUCCUCGAAAACAAAGGCAAACUCUCCAUGGCCCCUGAUGGGAACGGAGGACUCUACCGAGCUCUGGGAGGACAGGGCAUCCUUGAGGACAUGCAGCAGAGGGGCAUUGAGUGCAUUCAUGUCUACUGUGUGGACAAUAUACUUGUUAAAGUAGCAGACCCCUCCUUUAUUGGUUUCUGUGUGCAGAAAAGAGCAUACUGUGGAGCAAAGGUGGUAGAGAAGACUAACCCCACAGAGGCGGUGGGAGUGGUGUGUAAAGUGGACGGGCAUUAUCAGGUGGUGGAGUACAGCGAGAUCACUUUGGCCACGGCAGAAAAACGCAGCUCUGAUGGACGACUCAUGUUCAACGCUGGAAAUGUGGCCAACCACUUUUUCAGCUUCUCCUUCCUUAAAGACAUUGUUGAGAAGUAUGAACCCAAGUUGCAGCACCAUGUAGCACAGAAGAAAAUCCCAUAUGUGAAUGAGAAGGGUCAAAUGAUCAAACCGGACAAGCCAAAUGGGAUCAAAAUGGAGAAGUUUGUCUUUGAUAUCUUCCAGUUUGCCAACAAAUUUGUAGUCUACGAAGUGUUAAGAGAGGACGAGUUCUCCCCCCUGAAGAAUGCAGACAGUCAGGAUGGUAAAGACACGCCCACCACGGCUCGACAUGCCCUCAUGUCCCUGCACCACCGCUGGGUCCUUAAUGCGGGGGGACAUUUUAUCGAUGAGAAUGGCAGACGUGUCCCAGCAAUCCCCAGAGACGACGAAGCAGGCAGUGUCACUCUCGCUGUCAACAGAAACCUGAAGGACGGCACUGAUCUGCCAAUCAAGUGUGAGAUCUCCCCUCUGGUGUCCUAUGGAGGAGAGGGUCUUGAAGAUUUGGUGAGGGGGAAAGAGUUCCACCCCACACUCAUGAUUGACGAGAGUGGUGUGCACGAACUGGUGAAGAACGGAGUUUAAAAAUGCAUCAUCGCACUGGGACAAACUGUGAUCUCAACUUUGACUGUGCAAUAACACUGUCGAAUGCAUGUGUUUUGAACAAAUCUGAAUUAGCAAAAUGAAGUUUACAUGAAGUUUGUCAGCUUUUUAUGUUCAUACAUCCAGCAGUAUGGAGCACUUCCUCAGGUGCAUCUAUUUAUUUUGCCUAUAAAGUUAUUUUUUUAUUGCUAGUUGCUUUAUAGGUGGGCCGCACCAUCUAAUGAUUUUAUCUUUUAUAGAGAACAUUGAACUGAAAUGGGAAAAGGUGGUUUUCUGACAUGUAAAGUAGAUACAUGGUACUGCGGGGGGUAUUUAUAAUAAUGGCUUCUUAAAUGGUAAUGAUGAAGGACCCAUAUGACUCAGCUUUAAAAUGUAAUGAUUUAUAUAAACUUUAUUAAAUAAAACAGUUUACCCUG
This is a messenger RNA of Periophthalmus magnuspinnatus, 2107 nucleotides long. RefSeq names its product UDP-N-acetylglucosamine pyrophosphorylase 1 (gene uap1). The transcript has 11 exons. Gene Ontology annotation, molecular function: UDP-N-acetylglucosamine diphosphorylase activity. Lineage: Eukaryota; Metazoa; Chordata; Actinopteri; Gobiiformes; Gobiidae. The record is from RefSeq and is a predicted model, not a curated record. Gene Ontology annotation, biological process: UDP-N-acetylglucosamine biosynthetic process. Bases 111 to 1673 code for a protein of 520 amino acids.